UGGUCCCGUGACAUAGACUCUAGCCCCUCGCCAUUUCCCUUUCCUGUUAUAAUGGCCCAUGCCUUCCCUUUCAUGGCUCAGCGUAUUCUAGGGCCUGAAGCAAGUGCUGAUGCUGAAUCAUCGCCUCAAUUAUGUCUACCUGGGUGUACUUGCCAUCGUAAGCUCCAUUCUCAAUCGUCCGACGAGACUACAAUGGCAAGAGAAUUCAGCAACAUCCCCAGCCUCGAGAGCAGAUCGAGUCAAGCCGGUAGCACUCGAUCCACGGUGCCCAUACGUAUCCCAACGUCCAUGGAAAGGCGCCAAACCAUAGCGGUUACCCUCCGACGUUCAUCGCAACCUUGAUCGAUAUAUUUUUGUAAAUCAUUGCUUGAUUUUUUAUUUGUCACAAGUUUGUACCCUAUCAUGUCCCUAUC
This is a messenger RNA of Serpula lacrymans var. lacrymans S7.9, 413 nucleotides long. RefSeq lists its product as uncharacterized. The coding region runs from base 52 to 342 and encodes 96 amino acids. The record is from RefSeq and is a predicted model, not a curated record. Lineage: Eukaryota; Fungi; Basidiomycota; Agaricomycetes; Boletales; Serpulaceae. The transcript has a single exon.